AUGACUGUAUUGCAAGUUUCGAAACGGCACCCUUCUUUCACAAUAGCUCCAUUUGCUCAAAAGCUCCCUCAUAGGCUUCUCGAAGAGAAGUUUAUUUCUCUCUUACAAUCAUGUAAGACCUUAAGACAUCUCUUCCAAAUCCAAACCCAAAUAUUCAUUCAUGGCUUUGACCUGAACCAAUACUUAACUCCAAGAUUUACGACUGCAUGUAUACAGCUGAAGCAAUUUGGUAUUGCACAGAAAUUGUUUGAUAGAAAUCCUGAACCAAACACAUCUCUAUGGAAUUCAGUGAUUAAGGGCUAUGCACAAAACGGGCUUCAUGAGAAAGUUAUAUCCUCGUUUAGUCAAAUGAAAAGCAUGGAUUUUUCAGCGCCCAAUUGUUAUACUUUCCCUGUUGUCCUUAAAUCUUGUUUGAAGUGUAAUGCUUUCAGAGAAGGCGAGGAGGUGCAUUGUGUCGUGAUAAAGAGUGGUUUUAAAGGAAACCCUUUUGUGGGAACUACGUUAAUCGAGAUGUAUUCUGGUUGGAGACUGAUAGGAGCAGCUUAUAGAGUGUUUAAUGAAAUGGUUGACAGGAAUAUUGUUGCUUGGACUGCAAUGAUUAAUGGGUUUAUCCUUUUUCACGAUUUAGUUAAGGCAAGACGUCUUUUCGAUUUGGCACCGGAGCGCGAUAUCGUGUUGUGGAAUACUAUUGUUUCAGGUUAUAUCGAGGUGGGGGAUAUGGUGGAAGCAAGGAAGCUUUUUGACCAGAUGCCAAAAAAGGAUGUUAUGUCAUGGAAUACAAUGUUGCAGGGCUACGCAAUUAAUGGUGAUGUUGAGGCUUGUGAGGGGUUGUUUGAAGAGAUUCCUGAGAGGAAUGUGUUCUCGUGGAAUGGUUUGAUCGGAGGGUAUGCAAGGAAUGGAUUUUUCUUGGAGGUUUUAGAUGCUUUCAAGAGGAUGUUAAUUGAAGAUGAUGUUCUUCCUAAUGAUGCCACACUUGUAACAGUGUUGUCUUCAUGUGCCAGGUUAGGAGCUUUGGAUAUGGGGAAAUGGGUUCAUAUAUACGCAGAAAAUAAUGGAUAUAAAGGAAAUGUUUAUGUUGGGAAUGCGUUAAUUGAUUUGUAUGCAAAAUGUGGGAUGAUAAAGAAUGCAGUUGAUGUGUUCAAGAGCAUGAGUAAGACGGAUUUGAUCAGUUGGAACACAAUAAUUGGGGGAUUAGCAAUGCAUGGCCGUGGAGCUGAUGCUUUAGAUCUCUUUUCUCAAAUGAAGAAUGGAGUCAUUCCAGAUGGAAUUACCUUCAUAGGUGUUUUGUGUGCCUGUACACAUAUGGGUUUACUCGAAGAUGGUUUUGCACAUUUCCAAUCAAUGGUUGAUGAUUACUCAAUUGAGCCUCAGAUUGAGCAUUAUGGAUGUAUGGUUGACCUUCUAGCCCGAGCUGGUCUUUUACCACAGGCUCUGGAUUUUGUGAGGAAGAUGCCUAUGGAAGCAGAUGCGGUUAUUUGGGCAGCCUUACUUGGAGCAUGCCGGGUUUACAAAAACGUCCAAGUUGCCGAGUUAGCUCUUGAACAGCUCAGUAAACUUGAGCCAAAGAAUCCUGCAAACUUUGUGAUGCUGGCAAACAUAUAUGGAGAUCUUGGUAGGUGGAAAGAUGUAGCAAGAUUAAAAGUUGCGAUGCGAGAUACUGGUUAUAAGAAAGUGCCUGGUUGUAGCUCGAUCGAGAUUAAUGACAGUGUAGUUGAGUUUUACUCCCUAGAUGAGAGGCGCCUCGAAACAAAGGAAAUAUAUGGAGCCUUGAGGGGAUUGAAUAGACUGUGUAGAUCAUGUGGAUAUGUAUCUGAUCUUCAAGAGCUAGGGCAUGUUUCAAGUGGCUGAGUUUUACUCACAGCCCCUUCAACCGGUGUCAU
Hibiscus syriacus is the source of this 1880-nucleotide messenger RNA. RefSeq names its product pentatricopeptide repeat-containing protein At1g08070, chloroplastic-like. NCBI's taxonomy places the organism in Eukaryota, Viridiplantae, Streptophyta, Magnoliopsida, Malvales, Malvaceae. Bases 1 to 1848 code for a protein of 615 amino acids. Gene Ontology annotation, biological process: RNA modification. The record is from RefSeq and is a predicted model, not a curated record. The transcript has 2 exons. Gene Ontology annotation, molecular function: RNA binding; protein binding.